ACGAGGAAUCCGGGGAAAGGCGCACCUGCACCUGCCUGGCCCGUCACCUAGGUCACUCAGCCUGGGUCACCCCAAGGUCGCCUUGCUCACUGCUCGAGGAGCCCGUCCGUAACUCGUGUCGCCUCCUGCUGACCAGACGCCCGGCUGGACUGAACGCGAAACGAGGUCGUACACUGCCGCCGCCCAUCGCCGCCGCUGCUCUCGCCAGAGUCACGGGCACGUGGAAACACCGGGAUGGAUCCCGAGCCGGCAUACACGCUCUACAUCCGCCUCCCCUUUGCGCGGGGCGACUUUGUAGACCCUCCAGCAGUCAACUGGGACUCCUCUAAGGACGAGCGACUGUGGAACAUCCUCUCGGGUGUCUCCAAGACGGAAAUUGACUGGGAUGCAAUAGCUGCCGACUUUGACGUGACGGUCGACUUUCUGCUCAGGCAGGUCACCUACCUCACCGAGCGCCAUGCCUCCCAGGUCCGCGCCCAGAUGCAGAUGCGCAAGGCCACCACCGCUGGCAAGCGGGGCUCCGCUGCGCCCUCGCCGGUUCCUCCUGGCUCAGAGUCUACUACCGCUACUGCCGCAGAGAUGAGGAGGGUGGGUUCUGCCGCUGGCUAUCCGAGGGCACCCUCUUCGCUGUCCAUCCGCAAGGACGCAGGUGUGCCCGCUGGGAAACAAGCCGCCCCAUUUGCUUCUGAAGGCAGACCCCAGGUGUCCCGCGCAUCGUCCUCGGGCAACAGCACCCAGCAGAAGCGCGGUACUACGGCAGGGGCAUCCGCGCUGCGGCAGCAGGGGGUUGAUGUAAGCGGUCAGCGGAAACGGCUCUCGUCACUUCCCAUCGUCACAACGCCUACGAGCGCAACCCGUCCACCGCGACGCGAGGAGGACGAUGACGGCGACGAUGAGGACCCGCAGGACGAUGAGCAGUCUCCCGGUCCUGCUGAAUCCAGCUCAGCGUCUUCCUCGAGGUCGUCGAGCCCGGCUCAGUCGCGCAUCAUCCGUCGCCCGCCUCGGUUCACAGCAACGUCGGGUAAUACGGGCGGCGCAGGCGUUGGAAGCGGAGGAGCGACCAAACCAGUCGACGGCCUUGCCACUGCCGACGGGGCUGUCUCGCCGGACGAGGACGACGAUGAUGCCGAACCAGCCUUCCUUCCUUUCUCGGGUGGUCAGUACUCUGACCCCAGCGCGACGCUCCGAGGCGACCCACGCGACAUGGCGGCUGCCAGGCGCGGUGGCGGCACUCCUCUCCCGCCGUCCACGCCCAAAGCCCGUCGCAUAGCGUCGCUUGGGCAGUCACAAAUGUCAGACUCUUCGGCGAGUUCGACUGCCUUGGUAAACCGGUCCCCGGCUCAGGAAGCCCGCAACGUGGCCCCCUUGAGCCCUAGACGCACAGCAGAGCUGUCAGGCCGCGCUGCAGCCAGGGCUAAAGGAAAGGGUCAUGGCCUAUCUAAUCAUGGCAGCGAUGGCGGCACUCCCAGCAUGGGAAGUAGCUUUAGCGAUCUUGAUGACGCGUCAGUGACACAGUCGGCCCUUGAAGAGGCCCUGGCCAGCAACAUGCAAGCCGACAAUACAAUCGGUAGUAGGAUGAGUGUGGCGCUGGGCAGGGCCCUCGGAAGUCGCUACCUCCCCAGGUCAAAUCGCCCAUGAUUGCCCGCGCUCCGCUACGACGUUAUAUUUCUUGCUGUUGCAUGCAAUCCCUCAACCGAUUUGCUGCACCUUUCCGUAUUACCUGGACUUCUUCAGCCUUGUAUUUUGCAUUGUAUUUACUGCAUGCUUCGAUAUGCUCGUGCUUUUACGACGGGGUCGGACGAUGGUUGGCGUUUGUACAUCUCUUCUCCAUCCAUGCCACUUUUCACACUUUUCGGCACUCGCUUAUCGGUAUUGUCCGUUGCUGGUGUUCUCCUGCUAUUUUUUUCUCGUCUUUCCCCCAUUCUUUACUCUUAUCAUAUUCUAGACGAUGUUUUUAAAUCAUCCAUCAGUUAUAGUUCUGGCAUAGAUUGAUAUGAGCCCAAUAUGACCUGUAUUGUGAAUAAAACCCCUUUCAGCCG
Gaeumannomyces tritici R3-111a-1 is the source of this 2039-nucleotide messenger RNA. RefSeq lists its product as hypothetical. Lineage: Eukaryota; Fungi; Ascomycota; Sordariomycetes; Magnaporthales; Magnaporthaceae. The record is from RefSeq and is a predicted model, not a curated record. Gene Ontology annotation, biological process: autophagosome assembly. Gene Ontology annotation, cellular component: phagophore assembly site. Bases 235 to 1638 code for a protein of 467 amino acids. The transcript is spliced from 5 exons.